UCUGCGGAGGCGCGCGCUAAGCAGAGCAUCUGAGCACCUUGGAGACGCCACUGGUUUGGUCCGACGCGCAAGAACGCACCGGCACUUAGACAUACACGCCCUCCAGAUCCACCUGAAACCUGCUUGCCGCUUAAUUGCCCCGUUCGAAGGCCGAGGAAAGGGAGACUGAGCCCCGUUUCACCCGCAGCCAGAACACCGUGUUCCCAUGAUGUCAUACCUGUGGAUUCUGCUAUUAGGAAGCCUGUUGGCUGGAAGCGCCAAGGCACAAGAUGAUGCAGCCCCAGAAGAGAACACAGCAGCUCCUGAGUCUCCGACCUCUGAAUCAGACACAGCACCAGAAUCAGAGGGUGGUGAGGGAUCUGACCAUAACGCAGAGGAAUUACAGCCAACUGUGAAGGAGACCGAGUCUGCUGAUGAUGCUGAAGCUGUGACUCCUGCAGAUGAAGGAGCAGUGACUCCUGCAGAUGCAGACAAAGAACAAGAUACUCCUGUGGAUGCAGACAAAGAACAAGAUACUCCUGCGGAUGCAGACGCAGAACCUGAGACCCCUAAAGAUGAAGGAGCAGUGACUCCUGCAGAUGGAAAUGCAGGAGCAGUGACUCCUGCAGCAGACACAGAGGCAGAAGCUACUACACCAGCACAAGAUCCAGCGCCUGCAGCUGAUCCAGAGGUUAAGGAACCAGAGACUGGGGAACCAGCAGAGGAGCAACCUGCCUCAAACACUGAGGCACCACCUGUACAGGAGGAGGAUGGAUCUGAAGGGGACACCAAGCUGGCAGCAGAUCCAACUGUAGCAGAUAAUGUGGAAGAACCAGCUGGUCCAACUGCUGAUGCUAAACCAACAGUUCCAGUUGAUGAGGAUAAAAUAGUACCAGACACUGAAAAAGGAGUGGAUGUCCUUGUCCCUACAGUUAAAGUGGACCUGCCUAAUGUGGAUUUAGGAUUAAAUUUGGAAGAUGCUCUGCCUGAAGGGAAUGCAGUGGACAAGAAUGCACGUAAAGGAAAAAGCCUUGGGUCUAAUGCACAAGCUGCUGAGGCCACAGGAGAUGCAGAUAAACCUGAGGCACAAGAAUCAAGCUCUGGCUCCAUAGCAGGCAUCUUGAGUGCGAUUGUUGUGGCUGCAGUGGGAGCAGUUGCUGGAUACUUCACCUAUCAGAAGAAGAAACUGUGCUUCAAAGAUAGACAGGCAGCGGAUCCAGAAGCUGCCCGCAAAGCUGAUGCAGUAGAGGCUCAAUCAGAUCCCCAGGUCCUUAGCAACCUACUGAACUCCUCCUAGACCAGCAAUGAUCACAUGACUGCCUGGACCAACGCAAAGUGGCAAUCUCACUGUUAGGCUCUAUCCUCUGUAGAGCUGUAAUACUGUGGGCCCUCAAAGUAGGGCUGUGUGUGUGUGUGCGCGCUUGUGUGUGUGUGUGUGUGUGUGUGU
This is a messenger RNA of Scomber japonicus (chub mackerel), 1426 nucleotides long. RefSeq names its product CD99 antigen-like protein 2. NCBI's taxonomy places the organism in Eukaryota, Metazoa, Chordata, Actinopteri, Scombriformes, Scombridae. The transcript has 12 exons. Bases 206 to 1276 code for a protein of 356 amino acids. Gene Ontology annotation, biological process: T cell extravasation; homotypic cell-cell adhesion; positive regulation of neutrophil extravasation. The record is from RefSeq and is a predicted model, not a curated record.